Messenger RNA from Thyridium curvatum, 2505 nucleotides. RefSeq lists its product as uncharacterized. Gene Ontology annotation, biological process: cell division. The transcript is spliced from 2 exons. Lineage: Eukaryota; Fungi; Ascomycota; Sordariomycetes; Thyridiales; Thyridiaceae. The record is from RefSeq and is a predicted model, not a curated record. Bases 1 to 2505 code for a protein of 834 amino acids. Gene Ontology annotation, molecular function: protein binding.
AUGGCCCCGAACAGUGCCGCGGUGACCGGCGUUCUAAGACAGGCGGUUUACUACCAUCUUGACAACACAUCCUACGACAACGCGUUGUUCUUUGCCGAGAGGCUGGCUGCCCACGAUUCCAGGUCGGGUGAAUCAGCAUUCUUGCUUGCUCUGAGCCACUACCGCCUAGGAGACUUCCGAUCCGCCUCCGAGAUCAGCAAACAUGCAGGAUACAGAGGUAUACAUCUCGGCUGCGCGUAUGUCUUUGCGCUCAGCGCGCUGGCUCUCGAGCGCUACAGGGAUGGCAUCUCUGCCCUGGAGAAAUCCAAGGGGCUCUGGCUCAAUCGAGCGAGUUUCGGAAAGCACACGUCCUCGGUACGAUCUCUAUAUCCUGAUGCAGCCACGGUCUACUGCCUGCUCGGCAAGCUCUACCGUGCCAUGGAUGAUAGAAACAAAGCCGUGGCCUGCUUCGAGGAGUCUCUCAAGCUGAAUCCUUUCAUGUGGGACGCCUUCACGUCCAUAUGUGACAUGGGUGCGGCGGUCAGGGUCCCCAACGUCUUCAGGGUCGGCGAGCAAUUGAUUCGUAAUUUCGACUACGACCACGGCGAUACUGCGCUUGAUCAGAAGGAUAGCGCCCCUCUGAGCGCGCUGGAACCGCUUCAUCGCAAAACGGCAAGUAGGCCAGCUGUGCAAGAUAUGACGGAUCCUUUCGAUUCAAAUCGACCUGCAGCUUUUUCAGAUGCGCCGUCCUUGUCCAACCUGAUGUCCUUGGACACCGAGGAGAACGACUUCAUGUCGAGAAUUACCGCUGCACGACUGAGGAAUGCUGCGAACCAUAACCACAACCCUAGUCCACCCCCGCCCGAUGGGACGGAGACACCUUCAGGUCCGUCACUGAAUGCUGAAGGCGCCAAUGGUAGAUCAGCUGCUCCUCAAGAACCACCGCAGGCGCCGUCACGUCGGACUAGGUCGGUCCAGACGACGGACCAAGCAUUCACGGAUGCCGUACCGAGGAUGGGUUACCGCCUAGGAGCCAGGCGAAGGGACAACAAGACGCUCGAUAAUGAGCAGUCGGCGGCCCCCGAACAGGCGCCGUCACUUCUCCGAACGGCCGCCUCAACGCUGUCCGGGAUAGACAGGAAACGAACAGUGUCGGGGCAUCCGGUACAGGCUCGCCAGAACCAAGCCGACGAAGCCGGUGCACCGCAGAGGAGAAGUGCGAGGCUGAACAUGUUCAAACCCUCCAUCACCAAGAACAAUUCUGGAGCCGCGACCAUUGGGGCAGCCGCGUCACGAGAGCUUAAGAAGGCCAGACCGCCCAUCCCCAGAGUGAUGCGGCCAGGUUCCAGUGGGUCGACAGUGGGCAGAGUCGUCAGCGGCAAUAGAAAACCACUUGAGGACAACACCAUGGACGUGGACCAUAACGAGGCGCCCAGGGUCAGGGAGGUGCCAUCCCAUCUGGGCCAGUCACAGGCUCCGAAGCCUUCGGAAAACGACGCCGCCAAGACGGAGGAGGCAUUGCGGUGGAUCAUGGACUUGAUGAAGAAGUUGGCCUCUGGCUACCAGCACCUGUCGCAAUUUCGUUGCCAAGAAGCGAUACAGUGCUACAACUCCCUCCCAAGGGCUCACUCGGACACGCCUUGGGUUCUGGCACAAAUGGGACGAGCGGCCUAUGAGCAAGCUGCAUACCCUGAGGCAGAGAAGCACUUCCGGCGCGUCCGCGUCCUAGCGCCCAGUCGCCUGGAGGAUAUGGAAGUUUACUCGACCAUUCUGUGGCAUCUGAAGAGAGAGACGGAUCUGUCGUACCUCUCGCAUGAGUUGGUAGACUCGGCGUGGCUAUCGCCGCAGGCUUGGUGCGCGCUGGGCAACGCAUGGUCCCUGGCACAGGAUCACGAGCAGGCUCUCCGCUGCUUUAAGCGGGCUACGCAACUCAAUCCGAAAUUUGCCUAUGCAUACACUCUGCAGGGGCACGAACACGUCUCCAACGAAGAGUACGACAAGGCAUUGACAGCAUACCGUCACGCACUCGCUGCAGAUCGGCGUCAUUAUAAUGCCUACUAUGGCAUCGGCAAAGUGUACGAGAAACUCGGCAACUACGAAAAAGCUUACACGCAUUACCUUACCGCGUCCAACAUCCACCCGACAAAUGCGGUCCUCAUAUGCUGUAUUGGCACCAUCCUGGAGAAGCAAAAGAACCCGACGCAGGCUCUGAGGUACUUCAGUAAGGCUACAGAUCUGGCGCCUAGAGCUGCACAGACCAGGUUCAAGAAAGCACGAGCCUUGCUCAUCCUAGGCCAAGCCGAGGCAGCGAAGGAGGAGCUGAUGAUCCUCAAGGAUCUCGCCCCGGACGAGGCUCAGGUCCACUUCCUCUUGGGCAAGCUGUUCAAGAGUCUCAACGACAAGCAGUCUGCGGUCCGGCAUUUCACAGUCGCGCUUAGUUUGGAUCCAAAGGCGAGCUCAAAGAUCAAGGAGGCCAUUGAAAGCCUGGAGGACGAUGAUGGAUACGAUGACUCAAUGAUGCAUUGA